This is a messenger RNA of Vespa crabro (European hornet), 1061 nucleotides long. RefSeq names its product vesicle transport protein USE1 (gene Use1). Gene Ontology annotation, cellular component: SNARE complex; endoplasmic reticulum. The transcript has 5 exons. Lineage: Eukaryota; Metazoa; Arthropoda; Insecta; Hymenoptera; Vespidae. Gene Ontology annotation, biological process: retrograde vesicle-mediated transport, Golgi to endoplasmic reticulum. The record is from RefSeq and is a predicted model, not a curated record. Bases 210 to 965 code for a protein of 251 amino acids. Gene Ontology annotation, molecular function: SNAP receptor activity.
UAAUAUUUUAGUAUUGUAAUUAUAUUUCUUUUUUUUAUACAUUUCUAUAUGUUUUUAUAAAUAUGUUGUCUUAUAGCAUUAAAGAGAUGAUCAUUAUAAUGAUCGUAAAUAAUGUUCAUAAUUCUGACGAGUUUAGGUCAUAUGGAAAACACGCGAUAUUGACAGAAUAUUAUUACUUCGUUUAGUGUUCAAAAAUAAAUUUAUCAGAAAUGUUACAAAUGUCUAGAUUAGAAGUCAACGUUAGGCGACUUUUAACACGUUGCGAAUUAAUGGCAAAAGAUAAUCCUCAAAAGGAUUGGAAACUUGAAAAGUACAUACUUGCUCUGGACGAAAUGAUUAAGAAGUUGCAAGCUUUACCAGACAAACCUUCCAAAGAUGUUUUAACAGGAUAUGCAAAGAGACUUGAUUUUUUAAAAGGAAUUGUAAACACAGCAAAAUUAAAUAAUCCAGAUGAAAGAGUAGCUGCUGUACAAAUGUUAUCUAAAACAUCAAAUGUAAAUGACACUCUUGGUCCAAAUAUAGCGACACAAAUACAUCAGAAAACUACAGCAAGAUAUAAUCAAGAAUUACGUGCAGAACUAUUUCAUACUGAAAAGGGAUCUUUAGAUGAUGGAAUUCGACAUAGAUUUCCUAGUGCAAGUAUACAGGAUGAAGAUUUAGACGCGCUCGUGAAAUAUAAUCGAAACAUUCAAGAAAAGAUAGCAGAAAAUAUGCUCUCCAUGACUAGCAGCAUGAAAGAACAUGCUUUAGCAGCUAGUGCUAUUAUAAAAAGAGAUAUCAGUACCUUGGAAAAGUCUGAAAAAUUAACGAAUACUAAUACUGGAAAAUUGAAAACAGAAUCUUUGAAGUUGGAUGAACAUACAAAAUCCAAUUGGAGGUGUUGGGUUUGGUUAAUGAUUGCAUUUGUACUUGUGGUAUUUUUUAAUAUGGUACUAUUUAUGAAAAUAGCAAAAAAGAAAAUUUAAAUGUAUUUUAAUAAUAAUAAUAAUUUUAUAAAGGAUACGUGUUAUGUAUUUAAAAUGUAUGCACAAGAUAGUGCAUCAAUGUGAAUUGCUGUGAAU